UGUAGCAAACUCGUAGUCGGCACCGCUUUUACGGGCUGUGGUUGUAAAUAUCAAUCAUACUUGUUUUGGUUUUUAUUAUUAUUAUUUUUAAAUAGGUUAGUACGCCUUUCUUUUUGUUUUCUGACUACACGUUACACUAGAUGUUUUUGCAUUGACGAAUAUUUUUUGUUUUUUCACAUAUUAUCAAUUGCCUCGGACUUUUGUUGCUUUUCGGAACGACUGUAUUUCAAUGGCGACGCCAAAAACAUCCGCUGUUGUUGUCGAGCCCGUGCAAAAGGAGUCGAAUCCAUUUUCUCAUGAACCUGCGGGUGACUGUCAGUUAUUGCCCUCCUACAACGAAUACCCUGCACGCCGGGCAUGCAUGAACCCACCAAGUGACCAUCAAGAUCCCUAUCGACCUCCAUCACCCAGCAAAGGCUACCCAGAGAACAACAGUGCAGCCAUCCUGUCAGCUUUGAGACAUCUCCAGGAGAAGAUACGGAGGUUGGAACUGGAGAAUAAACUUGCCGAAAGGAGAGACGCUCAGAGUCCACACGUCAUGCGGAUAAUGCAGAGGAACUCGACCAGCCAGACAGACGAAGGGAGAGUGAUGGGCAAUCAGUCAAACUGCAACCAAGCUGUAGUCACCCAACUUGCAGCUACGGAAUCUCGCUGCGCCAACCUGGAGCGCCAGCUGGAUCACAUGAGAAAGCUGUUGGACAAUGCCCGGGGAGAGAAAAGCCUGCUCAAGCAGCAAGUGACGAUGGGAGCGUCGAGGUCCCCGCACGAACAAGUCAACACAGCAUCUGCACAUGCCCAUCUUCAGAAAAUAUUGCGACUGGAGCAAGAAUAUCUGAGGCUGACGCGUACUCAAGCCGAAGCUGAGGUGAAGAUUCACGAGCUGGAGCUGAAACUGCAGGAGGAGGAGCACCAGAGGAAGCUGGUCCAGGACAAAGCCAAGCAGCUGCAGUCGCGUUUUGAGGCCAAUAGAAUCUUGCUGGGUUCAGGCACUCUGCCACGGUGGAGCAGCACACACCCCGUAGAGCGGAAGGGCCUUUUGAAGGUGAAGCGGCCUUCCUACUUUGAACCUCACUACAGACUGAACCUCAGGGAUGUCCCAUUUGUGGCUGGAACGUCGGUAGGCGGCAGCCACUCAGUCCGAGCCAACGUGCAGUCGGUUUUGUCCCUACUAAAGCACCACCAACCUCAACUGUGCAACAGCCGCGUUCUCGGCGUCCGUUCGCGGACAACUAACCGUCGCCAUUCCGACACUUCUUCUGCGUCUUCCAGCAGUGGGGAUCUGACAGAGCUUCUGCAGAUGCUGCAGGAUGAACUGAGGGUGAUGAGCUUAGAACAGGAUGAGCUGAUGCAUCAGCUAGACCGCAGCGUUCCUCUGCAAGAAAGAAAGCAGCUGGAACGCGAGCAGGAGACGCUGCUCCUCAAAAUGGAGCGCAAAGGCGAACAGAUCGCAAAGAUCUACAAGCACAAAUUACAGAUGAAAAAAUUCAGAAAGGAGACUUGCAGGAAUCAACCCAAAGCGAGAGCACCCAAACCAGGAGAGAAAAGCAAGUACAAUCUCAGGCUGCUCAAGGACAUGAAAGCCUUGCAAACAUCUUUAAGCACUUGACACAUAUCCCGUUCGUCCCACUUAAACUCAAAUCACACUUCAAAUGCAUAUUAACUACAUAAUUCGGCUCAAUGCUUGCUACCAGCAAUGUACAGUGGACUUUUUGUAUUAUCCACUGUGGCACUUACCUCAACUUGUAGUCGGUAUCCUGCACUCAAAUACUGUAUGUCCAACAACUUAAGAAAAACUAUGGUGUUGAAUUUUUUCUGUUGUGUUUUAAAACCACUCCCGUUUGGAUUGAUGUCAUUUUAUUUUUCCAAUAAACAAAAUGUU
This is a messenger RNA of Corythoichthys intestinalis (scribbled pipefish), 1879 nucleotides long. RefSeq names its product centrosomal protein 57 (gene cep57). Gene Ontology annotation, molecular function: identical protein binding; gamma-tubulin binding; microtubule binding. Gene Ontology annotation, cellular component: centrosome. The coding region runs from base 230 to 1606 and encodes 458 amino acids. The transcript is spliced from 11 exons. Lineage: Eukaryota; Metazoa; Chordata; Actinopteri; Syngnathiformes; Syngnathidae. The record is from RefSeq and is a predicted model, not a curated record.